Molecule: messenger RNA, 5177 nt
Organism: Wyeomyia smithii (pitcher-plant mosquito)
Lineage: Eukaryota; Metazoa; Arthropoda; Insecta; Diptera; Culicidae
Gene: l(3)mbt
Product: lethal(3)malignant brain tumor-like protein 3
Exons: 7
Coding region: 334-4920 (1528 amino acids)
Biological process (GO): regulation of DNA-templated transcription
Cellular component (GO): nucleus
Molecular function (GO): protein binding; zinc ion binding
Source: RefSeq, a predicted model, not a curated record
AAAUUUCUCACGCUGUACUGAUGCUACACAUCGAUAGCAAAGUGCAUAAUAUACCUUAACUCCCGUAAAUGCAGCAUAACUUAGUUCCGUACAGUUGUUAGUGGCUAGUCUGAAAAUCAUUAUCCUUUUUUUCCAAACAUACUUCAAAUUCACGUUCGAAGUGUGCGACAACCCUACAGGACGUAAAAGUGUCCGGAUGUGAAAACGUUCCUGCAAGUGUACACUGUCAUUCGGCAUAGAAACUAAAUUGUGUGACACUCGUCAAUAAACUUUGCAAAAUAGUAUCAACUUAAAUUGACGGACCGAGGAAACCAGUUUCAUUCGUUCAUCACGAUGGACCCGGACGAUUGUGACCUCAUAGAUAAGUUGACUACUGGGGCGUUUGGUAGUGGAAAUCAGCAGAAGGUGAUUGUCCAACGGAAUUCUCCCAUACUUUUCGCCGGUGGUGCACCGUUGACGAUUAAUGCAACCAGCUCACUGUUGGUACCGAAUUCGGUACCAAUGCCAGUUACUUCUCAGCAGCUGCAAUUUGCUGCUUCUUCAGCUGACGGUGUACUACCGAUGACGUCCGUCACCGGGGGAGUAGAAUCCGCUUCAGUUAUUGUGUUGAACAAGGACACAACGUUCUCACCCGGUGCCAUACCAAUCAAUAUUGUGACAAACGAUCCAACGGGACAGCAGCAGUUUCUGCAUGGCUCCAAUGUGCAGAAGGUGGUUGUCGCUUCCAAUCCUGGAACUAGCGGGGUAACCCCACACGGUGGGGUCCAAAUCGUAGCAGCAGGUGCGAUGAAGACUCUUCAGCAGAAGAUGCAAACACCUGGUUUCAAACUCCAAAUAGGAAACACGAAUAUAAUGUCCCUGCAGCAGAAAAUGAUAACAACGCAGCAGCAGGUACCCUCCGCUAUGACAAUGAUACAGCCGAACGCGAUGCCUAUUUCCAGCGCUGCAGAAUUGAAGCGGCUAUCCUCUUCCAUUAAAUAUUUAAAGCCCAUUGCACCUAAACCACCUGUCAACGUCAACUAUACGAAUUCCGUGAUAAAACCAAACAGUGCCGACAGUGCAACGCAGGCUUCUUCGGCAGGAUCGGCAAAUGUAUGCCAUCAUGUGUUACCCUUUGGAACCACAAUCAAAGUGACAGCUGGGAACGAACAGAUGCCGAUACCGAUUUCGAAACCACAGCACAUUCUGCAGCAGUCACAAUCGCAUCAACAUUCAGCCCAACAACAGCAACAACAGUUGCAGCAAGCGCCGAUACAAAUACAACCGCAACAACAACAACCACAAUCUCCACAACCAUCAACGUUAAUUAAACAUGUCCAUCCUGUUUCUCCAGCAUCUAUAGCUCCACCCCUUAACCCAGUGUUGUCGCCGAACCAGAGUAAAGUUAUUAUCAACAAGAUUAUCUACAAAACAGCGGAAAACCAUUUAGGACCGGCACCACCAGCCGGACAACCCCGCAUUAUUCCGGGUACUCCACCACUGUCGCCGGUGUCAUUGAAACGUAAAAUUAUAAUUACCGGUCCUGCUAGCCGCAAGCGACUCCCAUCACCGGCAAGCAUUUCACAACGUCCAGCUCAGAUUAUCGUUCAGACAGCAACACCACCGUUAGCUCUCAUGCCAAGAACCGCCAUCGAGAACAUCCCUUCCACCGUGCAAGACAUUGUUUAUCCAUCCAAUAACAGUAUUAACAACAAUUCGAGCAAUACCAUCAGUGUUAAACAAAUAGUGCAUCCGGUCACGCAAAUGAGUGUCUCCCAGCCGUCCUUAUUGUUGCUGCCCGAAGAAGAAAAACCGGAAUCGACAAUGCAAGAAACAAUGCAAACAGAAGAAUUGCCUGAUUCGUGUGAGGCAGAUCAGGAAUACAGAACAGUCACACAAAGCAGCUCACAAGCGGACGUUUCUGAGGCAGAAGUGUCGUCAACUACAACCGAACAAGCUACGCAGGAACUUCCUUUUGAACAUGACAAAAAAGAUGAAUCCGAAACGGAAGAAGAUGAGAUUGAGCCUAUUGAGAUGGAUCUACUACAAAGCUUGUGUGAAUAUGAACAAGCUCAAGCGGUAAACUAUAAUGGAAAUACGGAUGGUGAACAAAAACAGCUAGAAGAAGCAGAUAAAGUUGAGGAUCCCUAUAUUACCCGACCCAGCACACCCGAUGGCGAAGAACAGAAGGAACAGUUGGAAGGUCUGUGGAGUGAACAAAUGAAAAGUCCUCGUUUGCAGAAGAGAGCUCACUCGGAAUACCAGCAGCUGAAGAGUUCUUAUCGCUCGAGGCGACUUUCAGAGCCUGCUAAUCGGGAGGAAGCGCCAAACGAUGAUGAAGUUCCACCGAUUCCAAAACCAUUAUCAGUGAUAAAGCGCUCGAAUCGACGCUCUGCAAGCAGGAAAAGUGCUUCUACAAGAUCCAUUCAUUCCUCACUUUUAUGCAGUGAAAAAUUUGAUGAGUCAGAUGAAAGCAGAAGCAUCAAAACAUCGAUGUCCAGCUUGCACACAAUCAGUCCACCCAAGAAGGAGGAUACGUCGUCGGAGUCUCCACCGGUUUUCGAACAAGAAAAAAUGCAAGUAGCUAUCGAGGUUCACAGAAAACCGCAAAACGUAGCUAAAUCGCACAAUGUUCGCGAAAAGACACGCUCUGAGUCCAGAUCGGUUGCUGACCGCGAGGAAAAGGAAGAAAAGGACUACAUCGAGGGAGACUUUGGUUCUACUCCAUCCGAUCUGAUCAAAUGGGACGAUGGAAUAGGAUACAUGCGAGCAAGCUACCUUCACUUUCAAUUCAAUCAAUUCGGAUUAGUAGAACCGAUGGACUUGAAAGAAUAUGUAAAUCACGUCAAGACAAAUAUUUACGACUCUGUUAAGGAACCACUGCCCAAACGGCAAACUAUAGGUAAAUCUAGCCGCAACAAACGAAAAUCACAGGUUCCUGAUGCAGUUUAUCGGUGUCGUACUUGCCGCUGUAAAGGCAAUGCCAAUGAGUUUGCCACCCCAGAAUAUUGCUCGGUUGCCUGCAUGAAGCAGAGCAAAAAUGGAGCCCUGUUGAGCAGUAUUGCUCGGUCGAAAUCUCUGCAGCGAAAAGGUCUCGGUUCAUCGGAGUCGGAAUUGUCCACCAACACACCACUCCCGACGAGCGAUGACGAUUCUUUAAGUAGUUCGCUGAACUUCAGCAACGCUUUCAAAGAUAAAACCAAUCUCCCACUGAAAGAUGUUACAGCGAAAACACCGCAGGAUAUUCAGUUCCCUAUGAGUGAUCAUUCGAACGUGCCCAAAUUUUUCUGGGAGCCUUAUCUCUCAAAAGCGAAAGGCACACCGUCACCACUGAAUCUGUUUGUCAAUCCAUAUCCCAGUGGACCGAACAAAUUCCGAACCGGUAUGAAGUUGGAAGCCAUCGAUCCAGAGAAUAAUUCACUUUUUUGCGUGUGUACCAUAGUAGAGGUGCGUGGCUAUCGGAUGCGGUUAAGUUUCGACGGUUAUUCCCAAGAUUACGAUUUUUGGGUUAAUGCCGACUCGUUGGAUAUAUUUCCCCCGAGCUGGUGUCGCAAUACUGGACGCACACUGCAACCGCCCUAUGGCCACGAAGGUGAAUUCCGCUGGUCGGAUUACAUCACCAAAACGCACUCGAUGGCGGCUUCAAAGCAAUUAUUCACUCAUUUGAAUUCUACGUCCAACGAGAACAAAUUUGAGAUCGGAAUGUGCUUAGAGGCGGAUGAUUUGAAGAAAUCUGGUAAAGUUUGUGUUGCUUCUGUUAGCGACAAAAUCGACAACCGUAUUUUGGUUCAUUUCGACGGAUGGGACGAGCGAUAUGACUACUGGGUAGAUAUCCAUUCACCGUACAUUCACUACAUAAACUGGCAUCAGGAAAAUGGAUACAAUAUAACUGCUCCACCAGAUUGGAACAAGGGGUCUUUUGAAUGGGCCAAAUACAUUCGAAUGAAGUCUAGACGCAUUGGCAAAUCUAUCAUUCAAGCAGAUAAAUCCCUAUUCGUGACGCGAUAUCCAAUUGAUUUUGAAAAUGGUAUGAAGUUGGAGGUCGUCGACCGCAAGAAUCAGAUGCUGAUUCGGCCGGCUACUGUAGUGGCAACCGAUGGAUACGAAAUUAAAGUUUGCUUCGAUGGGUGGCCCAAUUUCUAUUCUUUCUGGAUUGAGGAUGAUAGUUCCGAUAUCCAUCCGGUUAACUGGUGUAAAAGAACUAAUCAUCCGAUAGAAUUUCCGGCCGACUAUCGACCUGCUUCAAUAAAAAGUAGUUGUGAAAUUCCAUACUGUCUUGGACAAGGAAACGCUAGAAAUUUUCGAAAUCGCUACCACAAAAGAUCGAUAGAGUGUCCUUACAGAAGUAACAAUUGGCUAUCGGAAGAUCGCAAACGACUGCGAAUAGCACAUGAACAAAUAAUUACCUCCCAUAAAUACAACUCUCAACAAGAGACGCUACUACUGGGAGCACCCUUGGCAAAAAAGAUAAAGAAGGAACCAGAAGAUGCAUUACCAAAUGUGUCUACACAAACAGCGCCGGCAUCUACGGAACUUGCAAUAUCUCCGCCUAAAGCCACGUCUAACACUAACGUAGAUCCGCUGAUGAAGAUAGCCAUGCCAGUAAUAACCGAUUUCGGACCACGCUUGAAGCAGUCGUACGAGCUGUGGCUGCAAACGUCUAAGAUCCUGGACCGCUGCACUGAAGGUCUGUCCGAGUUUGAUCUCAAUCCACUGCGCUGGUCGGUGGAAGAGGUCGCCAAAUAUGUCGAAUGCUUGCCCGGGUGUACCGAGAUGGGCAAACAGAUACGCGAUGAAAAAAUUGACGGUUCAGCUUUUCUUAGCUUGACGCGGGAUGAUUUGGUGAAGUAUCUGGACAUAAAACUUGGACCAGCCGUUAAAUUGUAUAACCGAAUUAUACAUCUUCGGCAGGAGGUGGAAAAGCACUUCGUUAAGUUUUGAACUUUUUCGUUGUGUGCGCAAAACAAAAACAAGGUUGUUCAUAUCAAUUUCACGUAGCGUCGUACAUCCACAGCAGCACUUGUUUCCUGAGAGGGUCAGUUAAGGACUAAAGAUUAGUACACAGUUUAGUUUUAGUUUUAAGAUUGUAUAUAGUCCGUUGAAUAUUUAGUUCAUAGUUCAAGCAACGGUUAAAAUUGUAAAAGUAAACAGUAAAUACAGUAAAAGUUUACACCUGUUUCGUCGAGUAGUUGCAAUUA